AUGGGAUGUACUCUGAGCACGGACGACAAGGCGGCGCAGGAGAGGAGCAAAAUGAUCGACAGGAACCUGCGGGACGACGGAGAAAAAGCUGCUCGGGAGGUCAAGCUGCUCCUGCUCGGUGCUGGAGAAUCUGGAAAAAGCACAAUCGUGAAACAGAUGAAAAUCAUCCAUGAGGCUGGCUACUCAGAGGAGGAGUGUAAGCAGUACAAGGCCGUGGUCUACAGCAACACCAUCCAGUCCAUCAUUGCCAUCAUCAGAGCGAUGGGGCGCCUCAAGAUUGACUUUGCUGAUAACGCCAGAGCGGAUGAUGCUCGGCAGCUGUUCGUCCUCGCGGGUUCUGCCGAGGAGGGCUUCAUGACCGGCGAGCUGGCUGGAGUGAUACAGCGGCUGUGGAAAGACGGAGGCGUCCAGGCCUGCUUCAGCCGCUCCCGGGAGUACCAGCUCAACGACUCGGCUGCAUAUUACCUAAACGACCUGGACAGGAUAUCCCACGCCUCUUAUGUUCCCACCCAGCAGGAUGUGUUGAGGACCAGAGUCAAAACUACUGGUAUUGUGGAGACACAUUUCACUUUCAAAGACCUCCACUUCAAAAUGUUUGACGUGGGUGGACAGAGGUCCGAGAGGAAGAAGUGGAUCCAUUGUUUUGAGGGCGUCACCGCCAUCAUCUUCUGUGUGGCCCUGAGCGACUACGACCUGGUGCUGGCCGAGGACGAGGAGAUGCAACUGCCCGCCCCCGAGCCUGUGGCCGGUUUCCAUCGCUCACCUGUCCCCCUCUUUCAGAAUCGGAUGCACGAGAGCAUGAAGCUGUUCGAUUCUAUCUGCAACAACAAGUGGUUCACAGACACCUCCAUCAUCCUCUUCCUCAACAAGAAAGACUUGUUUGAGGAGAAGAUCAAAAAGAGCCCUCUGACAAUCUGCUACCCAGAAUUUGCCGGUUCUAACACCUAUGAGGAGGCAGCAGCGUACAUCCAGUGCCAGUUUGAGGACCUGAACAAGAGGAAGGACACCAAGGAGAUCUACACCCAUUUCACGUGUGCCACCGACACCAAGAACGUGCAGUUUGUGUUCGAUGCCGUCACAGAUGUCAUCAUCAAGAACAACCUGAAGGACUGUGGCCUUUUCUAA
Menidia menidia (Atlantic silverside) is the source of this 1125-nucleotide messenger RNA. The record is from the annotation of a GenBank genome assembly. NCBI's taxonomy places the organism in Eukaryota, Metazoa, Chordata, Actinopteri, Atheriniformes, Atherinopsidae.